UCUCUCCCUCUCUGGGGCCCGUUUAUGCUACGUACUACGGAGCAUCUCUUUUCCUCUACCCCAGCAACGAGCAAGAACGGACGGAGUGCACUAGCGCCGCGCCGCGCCGCUCCGGUUGCCGGAGACACGAUUACGCCUACCAGAUCACGCCGGAACACUUCCAUCUCCUUUUGCUUUCGAAAGAGCUAACUCGGUGUAAAGGUUCUUUGUUCAUAAGUCUGCCCUUUGUUCGAUUGGGCAGACUGUAGUCACAAACAAUGGGUGGCACAUUCAAUCCACAGAUUCUGGUGGAAAAGCUGGCCAAGCUCAACAGUUCACAGCAGAGCAUCGAGACUUUAUCACAUUGGUGUAUUUUCCACAUGUACAAGGCAAAACAAGUUGUUGAAACAUGGGAUAGACAAUUUCAUUGCUCACCGCGUGAGCAGCGAUUGGCUUUCUUGUAUCUUGCAAAUGAUAUUCUACAAAAUAGUCGGCGAAAAGGGUUAGAGUUUGUUAGUGAGUUUUGGAAGGUUCUCCCAGGUGCACUUCGUGAUGUAAUUGAAAAUGGAGAUGAAAGUGGCAAGAGUGCUGCACGACGACUGGUCAGCAUUUGGGAGGAAAGAAAGGUGUUUGGCUCUCGAGGGCAAAUUCUUAAGGAGGAGCUUGUGGGAAGGCACCUGGAAAAUAGUAAUACAAACGGGAAGCAUUCAGCUUUCAAACUGAGGCCCUCUGCUGGAAACACAUUGGAUAAAAUAGUUUCGGGUUAUCAAGUUGUUUAUGGUGGUCAACUGGAUGAAGACAAUAUAUUGGGCAGAUGUAGGAAUGCUAUUAGCUGCAUCGAGAAAGUGGACAAGGAAAUUGGGGGUGUUGUUUCGGGGAAACUGAAUGGUUCCAGUGUUGUGGAGGAGCUUCAAGGGCAACAUGCUAUAUUGAGAGAUUGUACUGAACAGCUGAUGGCAGUCGAAUCAUCAAGAGCAAAUCUGGUCUCUCAUCUGAGGGAGGCUCUUCAGGAGCAGGAGUUCAAGUUAGAUCAAAUCCGCGAUCUACUUCAGGCUGCCCAGUCGCAGUCCGAACAGGCCAGUAAUUUGUGCAGACAAUUGCUAGCUGACGAGAGUAUGAAGGAAGCUCAUACCACCAAUGCGCCGCAGGGUUUUACAGCAGGAAACGGGGAACAAUCAGUUCCAGUAAUGUAUACACGGCAACUACCUUUCCCGGAAAAAUCAGGAGAAGACCCCAAAGCUGCAGCAGCAGCUGUGGCGGCAAAGCUUACUGCAUCAACAUCCUCAGCUCAGAUGCUUACUUAUGUCCUCUCUUCACUGGCAUCAGAGGGCGUCAUUGGAAAUAAAAUGAAAGAAUCUUCCAGCGAUUACGCUUCUGAAAAAAGAACUAAGCUUGAGAAUGACCACCACCCCGCUUAUAUUCCAUCUCAUAAUCCACAAGCACCGCCAGUUCAACCUUAUCCGCAUCCAGAAAGUGUCCCAAUCACCACCCAAGAAUCAAAUUCAAAUGAAUUACAACCGCCACCUCCGUCGUCUCCUCCUCCAUUGCCGCCAUUACCGCCGCCCAUGCAGCCAUAUCCAGUGCCUCAGUUCAUGCAGAGUACCUCUGGAUUGAUUAGUGUACCGUAUGGUUAUGGUACAACCCAAAUGCAGCAGACACUGCCCAUUCCGGGUUAUUCCCCAGUGGGCCCUCCAAUGCAUGUCGAUUCUUCUUUUAUAGCUUCGCCACCAAAUCCAUACCAGAGCUUUCAAGGAUCAGACGGCGGUUUCUAUAGCCAGCCAACGUCAUUGCCAAUGGCACCAAUGUCGCGGCAAUAGCAUUACCAGCAUGUUUUGGUAGUUGGAAACGAUGAAGGUGUACGGUGGUAAUUUUAAGGCAUUUCCGGAGGAGUAUAUGGAGCAAACUUUGUUACACCGGGGGUCGGAAACCUUCCUUGGGUUUUUGUCUUUGAUUACCCAUAGAAGUAUAUUUUUUUCGGAUGGCCAUUAGAUGUUUGUAUUCAUAUUUCCAAAUAUGUUUUAUUAAAUUCAUUAGGUCGGAACCUCGUAUUGUUUUAUUUUAGUGGUUGAAUGGAACAUAAAAAGUUUUGGCUA
This is a messenger RNA of Rhododendron vialii, 2072 nucleotides long. RefSeq lists its product as uncharacterized. The transcript has 8 exons. Gene Ontology annotation, biological process: mRNA 3'-end processing. Gene Ontology annotation, cellular component: RNA polymerase II, holoenzyme. The record is from RefSeq and is a predicted model, not a curated record. Bases 258 to 1796 code for a protein of 512 amino acids. NCBI's taxonomy places the organism in Eukaryota, Viridiplantae, Streptophyta, Magnoliopsida, Ericales, Ericaceae. Gene Ontology annotation, molecular function: RNA polymerase II complex binding.